Molecule: messenger RNA, 523 nt
Organism: Saccostrea cuccullata (small rock oyster)
Lineage: Eukaryota; Metazoa; Mollusca; Bivalvia; Ostreida; Ostreidae
Product: angiopoietin-1-like
Exons: 3
Source: RefSeq, a predicted model, not a curated record
AUGGGUCCUCUUUGUGCAAUUAUCUUAGUUUUGAUCUUUUUUGCGGUGUGCCAGUCUCUCAUUAUUUCGAGGAAAUACACCGCAAAACGUGAACUGAAUGAUAACAAAUCAAAUGAAGAACUUUUAGAAGAAUACUACUCUACAUCCGUUAUAGAGUGUGGAGCCCGCUGUCAAACAGAGUGUAGUGUCUAUGGGUUUAAUCCUCAGAUGAAGAAAUGUCGGACCCACAAGAAGAUUUUUACGUCGGAAGUGUCUAUUGAGGAUGGCUGGAGAUACUACUCACAUGACUUUAUACCUAGCGAUUGUAAGGAUCUUCAAGCAGAUGGAUACAUGAAUUCUGGGGUGUAUGACAUCUAUCCCCAUGGGACCACUACGAUUCCUGUACCUGUAUAUUGCGACAUGACGACAGUGGGCGGGGGAUGGACGGUAAUCCAGAAACGUGUCAAUGGGUCCCUGAGGUUUGACAGAGAUUGGACAGCAUAUAAAAAUGGUUUUGGUUCUCCAGAACAAGAUGUUUGGAUUG